Dendroctonus ponderosae (mountain pine beetle) is the source of this 7728-nucleotide messenger RNA. Its product is annotated as flocculation protein FLO11. Gene Ontology annotation, molecular function: promoter-specific chromatin binding. The record is from RefSeq and is a predicted model, not a curated record. Gene Ontology annotation, cellular component: PRC1 complex. Gene Ontology annotation, biological process: negative regulation of transcription by RNA polymerase II. The transcript is spliced from 7 exons. NCBI's taxonomy places the organism in Eukaryota, Metazoa, Arthropoda, Insecta, Coleoptera, Curculionidae. The coding region runs from base 536 to 4213 and encodes 1225 amino acids.
AGAGCGCCGUGAGCUUCUGAAAACCGUUUCUUCUCCGCUAAAAAGUCCGCUUUUUCAGUUAAAGACACGAAAACUUUAUUGGAAACGGGUGGUUCAAGUGAAAAGUGCUCAUUUCCAAUCGUUAUUUACGAUUCGCAGUGAAUAACAUCGCGUAUACCAGGAGAAAACCGGCAAAAUAUGCACGUUUAGAGGUUAUGUUUGACAAUAAGGUCCUUUAUCGCACACAGCACAAGCCAGCGACUGUUUACUGUUAGUUGUUUUGUUUUUUAAUUUUGUUUAUACAUUAAGUGGAAUUUUUAGGAACUGAAUUAUUUAAGAGUUUUCAGAUAUUUUGAAAGUUAUUAAGUAUCUAGGUCAUUGUUUGCAAUAUUUAUUGCAAUUUGCGUUGAAACUUCCCACCGUCCUGGCUUUUAUGCAAUGCGAGAACUUGAGUGUUUGUGUUAAACAGUGUUUGUGAAUUGAAUAUGCCUAAUCUGGAUUAUAUGGAUUAAAGAAGCGUUUUAACUCCUACACAACUGCGGGCUUUUUAUUGAUCAUGGAGCUUCCGGCAUCGAAGCCGGAGAAGAUAUGGCUCAACGAGAUAAACGAGUACCUGACGUGUUAUCUAUGCAAAGGAUACUUCAUAGACGCAACAACGAUAUCGGAAUGUUUGCAUUCCUUUUGCCGUAGUUGUAUUAUCAAGUUUCUUCAAGAUAAGAGCUACUGUCCAGUAUGCGAACUUAUCAUAAACAAGGCGAAGCCCAACUUAAAAUUGGACAAGACUCGCCAAGAUAUCGUUUAUAAGUUGGUGCCACAACUUUUUUUCAAGGAAAUGUUGAGGCGAAAAACCUUAUACAAAAACCAUCCUGAAAUUGCCGCCAAAGUUUCUCCAGAGGAACGCGGCGAAGACAUUGAACGGACUAUUUUCAACCCAGAAGAAAUGAUUAGCUUGUCUUUGGAAUACAUCCGUGACGACUCCACCCCUGGCGCGAUUCGUAUACCUGGAAUUGUCACGGAGUUGGAUACCCUGAAAAAUAACGGGUCAACAGAAGAAGGCCAAGACCCCCAAAUGAAGAGGUACCUGCUAUGUCCGGGCAUGUGCCGCAUCGAGGUGCUGAAAAAGUUCAUCAGAAAUAAGUACAAUGUGGAUACCAACCAAUUUUUUAUUGAUGUUUUGUACAAGAGAGUGCCGUUACCUGAUCACUACACUCUGAUAGAUAUAGCUUAUAUCUACUCGUGGCAACGGAAUGAGUUGAUGAAAUUUUUCUUCCGGAUAAUCGACCACAACAAACCAAAACCGACCGACAAUCCGGCGACGGUAUUAGCUGUACCGCAAUUCACUUUGCGGCAUUCGCGGAAGACGAAGAGCACUGGGGAACGUACAAAAAGAUACUCUCAGUAUCUCAGUAAGAAAUCUCAUCGUAAAACAAUUGGUAAAGUGAGUAAUAGCAGUUCUAAAGCUCCUGACGAACAUGAAAUUAAAAAGGAGAUAAAGUUUGACAACGGAAAUAAUGAUUUCGCUGUGGUUCAAGGCUGUGAUGAUGCUAAAGUGAACCCUGUUGAGUCUGAUGCACUAGGUGUCAGAGAAUUCCAGUCUAGGGCAAGCCCUACCAAAGAAAAAGUAAAGCAAGAAAAACAUGGCGACGAAAGGCAUGCGAAUGCUGCUGUUAUUGACCGUAACAAUGCGGCUGUAGUUAAUAAGACUGACAAAGAAAAUUAUUUAAGUAAUAGAGUUCCUAAAGGUGAAGUAUUCGGUGGUAAACCAGACAUAGUUACCACAAAUACUUUAUCUGGUAAUAUUAAUAGUUUAGUGUCGAAAGUUGAAAAUAUUGGAAGUAAAAAUAUUGCUUUGAGAAAAAGCAUGGCAUCACAUAAGCAUAUUUUUGAAGAGUCCUCAGUUACGGUAAAAAAGGAGCCAGAGUUUGAAGAAACAGAUAAUAACAAAUUUGUAUUUAAAAUUUCCCGUGAGUAUUUGGAUGACUCGAAUAGAGAUUCUUCACAAAGUCAAGUGAUUUCAAAACCUGUAACAAAAAGUUAUACAAGCAUAACGCUAAAUCGCAGCGAAAAUGUUGAAAUUAUCACUGAAAUCGAGCCGGUUUCUAACAGAAAUGGCAAAUCGAUUGGACAUCAUAUCAUCAAGCAGACCAUUAAGAAAGGCUCCAAAGUAAAAUCGUCCAAUAGUCCUAAAAAAUCACCCAUUGCUAAAUUACGCAUAACUAAAAGCCCUGUAGCUAAGAAAUCGACUGCAAAGCGCGGAAGUAAACAAGCCAUUUCUGACACCCCAGCCGCUAUAUCAGAAGCACCAAAAAUAGAAUCUGCCCAAGCUAGCUCAAGUGCUUCGACUAGUCAAGUUCUAGAAUCACAUUCCAACAGCGACAACAGCCGCAAACAACUUCAGCUUCAUUUGAGUGAUGAACAGUUCAACUUCUUCGGAUAUCUGAAUUUAUUUCCGAAGGCCAGUCGCGAAAAAACAACAGAAAAUGUGCUACAACCGUCGUCAACUUUGAUUAAGAACGAGACGACUGAGCCAACAACGUCAGCAGAGCCAACCAACCAGCAGCCGAAAAAGCAAAUCAUUAUUUCGAGAUUAAGUCACGGGCAGAAACGAAAAAGCACCAGCCCAGUAAAAGCUGAUAGAUCUAAAGUUCUCAAUCUUGACACAAAGAAAGCUAUCCAGCUAUUUUUACAAGGUAAAUCACCCUCUCCAUCGACUUCUGACAAUGAUGAAGGUUUGCAGUCGUUAAUAAAUACCUGUAAAAUUCCAUCUUCACUCUCCAUUACCAUUAAACAGAGUUCGGAAGGCGACAGCUCACCAGUUAUUGUCCCACCAGUGAAAAACUACAUCGAGAUAUUGAAACUUCCUGACGAGCUUUCAAAUAGCGAUAAAUCGAAUAUCUCCGAAAAAGACAAGUCGAAUGAACCAGCAAAAUUAGAUUUAAGUAAGUUUUGUGAUAAUGACAGUGAGCAAAAAGUGGACGAAGACAUUUCUGAGAUAGCAAAAAGUUUGACCGAAAAGAUUCCGAUGUCCACAACGAUUUCCGAGAUAGUAGCACCAAAACCAAAUUUCGAGAUUCCCGUAAAAACCAACAUUCCUUCCAAAGUCCCUAUUCAACCAACCCCGGUACCUGAAGUGAACAAAGCUUUGGGGUUGACAACAUCAUCAAAAGAUCCACUGUCCCAGUCGAAACCGCGUUCAUCGCAAACUUUUCAGAAGAUUUUUGAGGAGUCGCUGAAAAAACCCGGCGAUUGUUCCAAAGUGGCCACCAUUGAGCUUUCGACAAGCGAGGAGUCAGAUUCUUCCGGCACGGCGACAAAUCAAACAAGUGGCAAGCGAAAAAUUCUUGAACUUGCUUCACAGCUGGCUAAAACGACGAAGCUUGAUCCGGAGCCAAACAGCAAUGCCUCCUCAAUGCCUAAAGUGCAAAUUCCGCGUUUGUCAAGUUGGCGCCAUCACAAAACGUUGAAACAUCAACCUGGAAGCUCAAUGGUUGCUCAAACUGUUGCCAGUUUACAUUCAUCUAGUCUAGGAAUGAACUAUACUGUAUCGGUUGGCCCACAGAACACUUCCAAAGUACUCAAAGCUAGCGGCAUAGUAUCGCCAGUGAAAACAAAUUCAGUGCCAGCGGCACCGGAACAGGAACCAUCCGACUUGAGUGAAGGUAAAUUGGCAAAUGUGGAUUUUAAAGUGCCAUCGCCUAGUCUAUCUUCUCCUAAGUUACCAGACGCAGCUGGUAGUGGCUGUUCAACUGCUACACCCAAAACCUCCUCCCCUAAACACUCACCGAAGUCAUCACCUCUCAUAAAACAUAUGUAUGCGUCUGCUUUCAACCAAAGAGUCCCAUCUCCGAAGAGUCGGUUUUCUUCUAAUAAAAACAGGGUAUUAAAACCCAAAUCGUCAAGUACAUCUCCUAAGCCAUCAACAUCAGUUCCUAGUGCAAAAUCGCCUGCACCAAUAUUGCCAAUUUCCACCGAAAGUGAUAAUCCAGCUGCCAUAAUCGGUGCUAAUGAAAUUGUUGAUCAGUACACCACGCAAGUUUUAAAAAAUAAUAUUAACCUGGAUCCCGUUCUCGCCGGUAAACAGCUGGCCGCUUUUCAGCAUGCGUUCUUGCUGAAUCAAAUUGAAAUGCGACAUAGACAAAAUUGGUAUAAUCGAAAUCAGGGACAUCUGUUACAGUACGAAAAAUAUUUGCAGAGUAUGAACGGUGGCAUAAAUGGGACGCAAGGCCAAACUUGAAAACGUUUAAACUAUUGUCGAUAUCGGCUCACAGGGUUAAAUUAUUCGAAAUAGUUCAUAGGAGUUAAUUUGAUGUUCGGUACCUACUAUAUGUUUGUGCGUUACUUACAAUGCAUCGCUCGUACCUUGGCUACUAAAUUUUGAUGAUAUCUCAGGAUUGGCCAGUGAAAAGUUGUCAUCCCGAUUUUUUCAGUUGUUGCGUAAGAGCGCAGAUAACGCGUCAAUUGAUUACGUUGAUUUGAUCAUGUUGUUUUAAGAGGGAGAAUAGUUCGCUAGUGUCAACACUGAGACUUCAACUUAAUCAGACGGGAUGAGUGAUACCCCAUUUCAGAGGUAGCUUUAAUUAUACUCUAUACACGCAUGAAGUCUCUCUUAUCAUUCCCGUUGCUUUGAGAGCUCGUCAAAAUCUUAAGAAAUGUAGAGACUUGCAGUUAAGAACUAUUUAUUCGAACCUUCGCUGCAGUUAUCCGUUCUUGUAGAACGGGGACAGAAGCUUUAAGUGCUUAAUAAAAUAUAGUAUUUAAAUGAUAACCUAUAAAACGAAAUCCAAGCAAUAAAGACUAGAUCGGAGCCUUUAGCCCCCUCCAAUGAUCGCUAAAAGUGGAGUUUGAAAAGGAAUUGACGAACUAAAGCUAGAAAAGGUGAUGUAUUUUCAUCGUGUUGAAGAAGCGCAUCUUGUGGCAUCUCGGCUAAUCACGUCCCUGAUUUUAUUUGCAAUUUAUAGUUUUUUAUUUUUUAAACAUUUUUACGAGCUGCCUAAAGUCCAAAAAAUGUGCUUAAAAAAAUUUACGUUUUCGAAAGUUUACUGGGUUUUUACGCAACAACUGAGAAAAUCGGUAUGGAAACUUUUCAUUGGUCCUCUUUCACAUAAAGUACAUCAAUUUUAUUCCCCAUUAACUUUUUGAAUGGCUUAUGCGUAUUUCCUUCUACAUCGGGUGCGAAAAUUUAUAGCUUAUAAAAUCAGAUUGAGACGUUACAUAUACAGUGCGUCCUAUAAUGAAUGAUGUUACCUUCAAAUCUAAGGCAAAUUUAUUGACGAUGAACUUCGAAACGUUCAUUUCAGGGCAUAUUAUUGACUUUUUGUAAUUUCAUAAUUUAUUACACUACAAAAAUUACAUUUUUGGUUGUAAAUUCUUCCUAGGUAAACAGUUCUGUGAAUUGCAUAACGUUUAAAUAUGCGACGGUCUUGAUAUUCUUCUAUUGUACAGUAAAGUCGAGUCUUUGACUACGUACUAACAGGGCCCCAAUUUUCGAGUUCAAGAGAACGGGAACGUUCACAUCGCUGAUGUGAUCGCUCCCUGGCUCAGCCUUUCUCCUAUAGUAAGUACUACACUGGAUGAGAUCACUCGAUUACUUUCGGGAAUACAUUUAUUUGCGCAGGAAAUGUAUUGUAAAUUGGCCAUCCCAUCACUUGUAAAUUCUAACCAAAGUCAAUUGAGACGGUAUAAAAAAUACAGUCGGUUAACAGUCUUUGUGCACCUCGUACGGCCUUUGCAAUUUAAGCACACCGCCGACUGUUUACAGGUUGGAUUAUUUAUACCGUUUCAGUUAUCUUUGCAUAGGGUUUCCACAGUAGCUGCAAUAUAUGGGCACUAGAUUAAAUUGUAAAUUAUAUAUAAAUACUAAACCCUCUAUUGUUUUGUUCAAUUUCAAUGAGAAAUGGGAGUGGGUGUUACGAAUGUAGCAAAAGUGAGUCGUUCACGAAGAACCAAGGUACGAGAUGUGUCGUUGUUACGUAAAACUUUCAGUCAUUUUUUUCGUAAUGAAUGCCAUUAAGUGAUAAUCAACCAUCAAGUUUAUUUAAACGGUCACAAGCGAAUGAUUGAGAAAUCUAAAUUUUACUGGACCUUCAAAAUAUUUAUUUCAAAAUUUUAAAUCUCUAUUCCAAUUUGUAAGCAUCCAAUUAUGCCGUUGUAAUAGGUUUAAUUACGCAUUUUUCCCAAAGGGGGAAGAAAUAUCUCCAUUAGAAAUACGAACACCGAUUACCUCGUAUUCUCAAUAUUCCCUACAUGUUCUAACUGUAUACCAAUUUCAAAUUCUAUUUGAAGUCUCUCAGGGAUCAUGUAUAAAGCUAAAAAAUUGCAGUAUAUAGUUUCUAAUGAUACAAAUACAAACUGUCUAUAAAUCUUGGCCUAAUCUAAGGAAUAGUCAAAGUAGCGUGAGUGACUUGUUUAAAUGUGUAAAUAAAUAUUUAUAUAAGGAUGUGUAAUAAUGAUAUUUGUAAUGUACAGUUAAUUUUGUAAUUGCUACUAAUUGUAAAGUUAUUGUAGUACUGAAUGUUAAGGAGAAUUGGGCUUCUAGGAAAUGAAUAAGGAGGGUAUUUUAAGUAGGAAAUGUUUAGGCGUUUUGGCAACGUUUAUUUGUUUUUGUGUUGUUCAACUUCCCCUUUACACAUUUUGCCUGAAACUGUAAUAAAACGCAGUCAAUAAAAAGAAUCAUUAAAAAUAAAAGAGGCAUUUCUAAAAUAACCUCAAGUUUGCAACAUUAAAUUUAAUCGGUAGAGCAUUAUCUCUGACCCGAGAGGGCGUUUGAGAGUGUGGGCUUUUAAAACGGAGCAAUUUAUUCAUGAAAUUAAUAUUGUGCUUUAUUGCAUUAACAUCAACAGUUAUGUUGUUUUAUUUAGUAAUUCUAAAAUUCAAUGAUGUUUGGUGGCAUCAAUAAUUUUAUUUUAAUUAUGAAACUCCACAUGACAUUGAGAAUUAAAACGACAUUUUGCUCGAAACUGAAAAUCUCUCUGAAGAAGGCCCCAUUUAUAAACUUGACGUUUGCGUUCGCCGUUACCGUUUGCGUUCCAUGCCGCUCGAUAUUAACCAAUUUCACUUCUUGCCGGUGAACGUUCGUAGAACAGCCGUAGUACUGACGUACCAACCAAUACCAAUUCAGUAUUUGGUCGGACCAAAUCAGCUGAUUGAAAACAUUCAAUAACAACAAGAUAGAUCUUAGGUUAAAAAAUCAACUGACAGCAAACGGUAACGGCAAGUAUGUAAAUCGCCUUUUGUAGCGCAAACGGCAACGGUAACGGCAACGUCAAGUUUAUAAAUGGGUUUUACUCUCUCUAAUUACUUUAGGAUAUUCUACCGUAUAUUAUUUACAGCCCUUAGCAUACAUACAUUUAAGCAAAUGAGUGCCAAACCUAAAACAACGCCUAGGAGUCUAAGGAAACGAAUGCAAAAUAAAGAUUGAUUAAUUUCAUGCCAGUUUAUUAGGAAUUCUUGUUAAUCGGCAUAGAUUUAGGUAGGUGGAAUUCCUGAAAUACUCAGUAAAGCAGCUCAUGUAAAUACGAUGUAGUUUUACAGUAAAUUUUAGAAACAACACAUUAUUUGAUUUUAAUGGAAAUUUAAAUUCAAUUUGUAAAUUUUGUUUUUUGUUUAACUAGUGUUUAAACUUAUCUGUUAUGUUAAUUUUAAAUUGUUGUUACUUUAAGUUAUCCUUGUAUCAUAUUAGUGUAAUUAGUUCAUUAUUAAGGAGUUGUAAAAUAUUAUUUUCCAAUUUUCAUUAUAAAAUUUUGAAAAUUU